Messenger RNA from Arachis ipaensis, 950 nucleotides. Its product is annotated as Pyridoxamine 5'-phosphate oxidase family protein. Gene Ontology annotation, biological process: pyridoxine biosynthetic process. NCBI's taxonomy places the organism in Eukaryota, Viridiplantae, Streptophyta, Magnoliopsida, Fabales, Fabaceae. Gene Ontology annotation, molecular function: pyridoxamine phosphate oxidase activity; FMN binding. The record is from RefSeq and is a predicted model, not a curated record.
CCGAAAAAUUUUAAAAAGAAAAAAAAAAACUUAAAAAGAGAAAAAAAAAAAAAUCAUCGUCGGAAAUGGCGACGGUGGCAUGGAAGCAGCUCCUUCUGAACGCUCUUGAAUCCAACUCUCAUCUCAAGCACUCUACUUUCUUUCAGCUCGCAACGGUUGGAACCAACGGAACACCUUCCAACCGCACCGUUGUUUUCAGAGGAUUCCAAGACAACACUGAUAACAUCCAAAUCAACACUGAUGCCCGCAAUCGCAAGAUUGAAGAGCUCAAGCGUUGCCCCUCUGCUGAGAUAUGCUGGUACUUCACAGAUUCUUGGGAGCAAUUCCGGAUACAUGGGAACAUAGAUAUCAUUGACGGAGUGAAUCCUGACCCACUGAAACUUCAGUUCAUACUGCAGCAAAGAGAGAAAUCAUGGUUUGCGAAUUCACUGAGAUCAAGGUCACAAUAUUUAGGGCCGAACCCUGGACUUCCGCGUCUAAUCGAGCAAGCACAGCCAGAAGUAUCUUUAGAUCCUUCUACCGGUCCAGUUGAUGCUUUUUGUCUGCUGAUCCUAGAACCAGAUCAGGUUGAUUACUUGAAUCUGAAGAGUAAUCAGAGGCUCACUUUCAAAUCAGUUGUUAGUGCUGCCACAGACAAAAGCUGGGUUAUGGAAAGGGUCAACCCGUAAUCAAGUUCACUGUCGUAUUUAGACUUCACUUUAGACCAUUCAUUGCAUGUUUUGAGUAUAGGAGGCAGGACUGACCAGAAUGUUCCAGUCAGACUUUCAUCAUACAACAUACAAUAGAUCAGCAUUUGUGCCUGUAAAGGUUCUGAAAAGUUUAAUGCUGUACUUUUUUGAUACAAACCAUUAUAGAUUGGAUUGGAAUUAGCUUCUUGUGUAUAACAUCUUGUGGAAUAACUAUUUAUCACUUUGAUUUACAAUCCAUAUUUCUAUGUUUUUGUUCUAAAA